Drosophila obscura is the source of this 1913-nucleotide messenger RNA. RefSeq lists its product as uncharacterized. NCBI's taxonomy places the organism in Eukaryota, Metazoa, Arthropoda, Insecta, Diptera, Drosophilidae. The transcript has 2 exons. Gene Ontology annotation, molecular function: nucleic acid binding; zinc ion binding. The record is from RefSeq and is a predicted model, not a curated record. The coding region runs from base 501 to 1913 and encodes 470 amino acids.
AAAGCGUAAAAGAAAACGAAGCGAAAUAAAACACACAUAUAACCACGGCAUUCAAGGUUGUAGUUUUAUACGCAUAACGCUAAGGAAUCAACAUCUUUUAUUUCGCUUCUUUGUCAAUGACGGUAAAGCUUCUGGCGCUUGCAUGACCACGGCCGAACACGCGGUGCACGCAGCGUGAAGUACUCAUUGGAGAAGCUACGGAACCCACAAGGAGACGGACGAGACUCGCUCGUGGGUGGUCAAGAAACACCAAGAGAACACGGAGGCCAACGUGGGUACGUGCUUGAGGACCACAGAAAAGGCGAUCUGUUCUCAUGAACGUAUGUGUGCAUGAUCGUGCACAUAUGGUCAUCUCACUCUAACCAACGAAGUUUCCUAUACCGGCGACUGGAGGCUUAAGUGCGCAGUUGGCUGACGAAAUUGGACAACACAUUUUGGAUGGUGGUGUUUGAUGAGUGGCAGUAGAUUGUUGAUUUGAGGAAAGGGUCAGUCUGUGGGCUAUGUAUACCAGAGCAAUGAGCAAAUUAAGGGCAGCAAAUGACCAGCGCGAAGACACCGCUGAGAUGGAAACCGUGGAAAAAGAAUCCAUACACAAGGAAGCCUCUAAUACGGAGGAAGACGGUGCCGUCGCUUCGAAGGAAUCACAAUCAGGUAUCGUCAACGCAAUGUUGGAGAUGUGGCGCCAAAUGCAGGAAGGCCAGCAAGCUAAUGCAAUGCAAAUGCAGCAGUUUCAAAUGGAAAUUCUGAGGAUGAAUCAAAUUCAAAUGGAAAAAACUAAUAUACUUCUGCAAUCCCUUGGUAUUAGUGGAGGAACAACUGGUGGGCCAGGGCCACCAUCAACAACGGCCGAGUCCUCAGUGACAACGGAUGCAGACUUACCACCAAGGCAGCCGGUUGCUGCUCAGGAAACGCAUCGAAAUUUGUACGAUCUGUCGGAGUUUAACGGUGCCCCUGAAGAAUGGCCAAUGUUCAACGAAGCCUUCAUUGUGACCACUGCAGAGUAUGGUUACAGAGACAGGCAAAAUUUGAUACGCCUUCAAAAGGCUAUAAAGGGCAAAGCUAGAGAGACUGUCGAGUGUUUGCUUAUUCACAGUUCAAACGUUCCAAAUAUAUUAGAAACACUCAAGCAACAUUUUGGUAGACCCGAGAAACUUGUAAAAAGUCAGAUUAGUCGCGUUAGAGAAUUUCCAAGCAUUCGCGAAGGUAGAUUGGAACAAUUAGUUGAUUUUAAAAUGAAAGUACAAAAUUUGGCCUCAUUUCUGGAAGCAGCUAGCGCACAUCAGCAGCUAAAAAAUCCAACGUUAAUGGAAGAGUUAAUCUUAAAGUUGCCGGUGCAGCAGAGAUUGGAGUGGGCACGCCAUUCCAAGCCAUUAGGAGAUGAAAAAUCGAUCCAUCAUUUAAGUCUAUGGCUUCAGGGACUGGCCGAAGAUGUGCAAGAAGCAGGAUUGGUAGAUGAUCAGGUGACGUUCAAGCCAAGGAAAGAGAAGUCGAGAUUAUUUCAUGCAAAUGAAAUGGGACCCGAAAAGGAGAAAGCAUGCUCAGCCUGCCAGGGGAAACACGACUUGGACAACUGUAAGGUAUUCGCGCAGAUGGAGCUUCAGAAAAAAUGGCUGCAUGUACGGGAAGGGAAACUAUGCUUUAAUUGUCUCAAAUAUGGCCAUCGCAGUCAAAAAUGUAGGCGGCAAAACCAAUGCCAGCUAGAUGGUUGCUUAAAACGUAUUCACUGGCUGCUCCACGAAGAAUCCGUUAAAAAUCCAGACGAGGAAAUAAAGUUUACAGGUACAGCGACUCAUGAGGAGAACUCGAUUAUUUUGUUUAAGAUUCUGCCGCCCCGGGGCCCUCGCCGAACCCUGGCAGACGAGCUAGGGUUGCAUGGACCAAGAACCCCGUGGAGAAAAGGAGCCCGGUGGUGA